AUGGCGCCCAUAAACUCCUCCACCGACGAGAAGACACACCAGGCUCUCCUGGCCCAACUCGACAUGCACCGUGUGCACAAACCCUUCCGCAACCCGAACUGGAAGCCGCCGCAACGCCGCAACAAGAACGUCAAGCAGAUCAUCUCCGAGGCGCAGCGCAAAGAAGCGUCCGUCAUGGCGACGCAGAACAACAGCGGAACGUCUACGCCCGCGGUCCCGCGAGCCAACAGCGACGGCAGCAACAUCGCGCAGGCCGCCCAGAACCUCGGCGCGCUGGUGGCAGAGAAGAACGGCAAGGCGGCCGUGGGACCUGCCGUCACGUACACCAAUGUAGAGGCUCCUCCGAGUCUGCAGGUCAAGCGGAAAUACUGCGAUAUCACAGGCUUGCCAUCCGCGUACAUGGAUCCCAAGACGAGGCUGAGGUACCACAAUGCCGAGAUCUUCGGACUCAUCAGGACGAUGGGACAGGGGACGACGGAGCAGUAUCUGGCCGCCAGAGGAGCGCAUACCGUGCUCAAAUGA
Messenger RNA from Aplosporella prunicola CBS 121167, 522 nucleotides. RefSeq lists its product as uncharacterized. The transcript has a single exon. Gene Ontology annotation, biological process: chromatin remodeling. Lineage: Eukaryota; Fungi; Ascomycota; Dothideomycetes; Botryosphaeriales; Aplosporellaceae. Gene Ontology annotation, cellular component: Ino80 complex. The record is from RefSeq and is a predicted model, not a curated record. The coding region runs from base 1 to 522 and encodes 173 amino acids.